Messenger RNA from Schistosoma turkestanicum, 1313 nucleotides. NCBI's taxonomy places the organism in Eukaryota, Metazoa, Platyhelminthes, Trematoda, Strigeidida, Schistosomatidae. The record is from the annotation of a GenBank genome assembly.
AACUUUGUUUUCGUCCACUGAGGCGGUGGUUUCAAAUUUUGGCGAAAUGGCUUGUACGAAGUUAAACGUAUAUUAUAUACCAACAUACACGGCGAUCUCCGUCUUUAUUUUGAUAGGUCUUUAUUAUAUUCUGAGCGGUGAAGGCCAUAGGUUCGAUAUAGGAUGGGUUUUAUCAGAAACAUCACCCUACCUGUGGGCUGCAAUGGGCAUCGGUUUGGCUAUUUCUCUUUCGGUCGUCGGAGCUGCUUGGGGCAUCUACAUAACAGGCUCUAGUAUUCUAGGAGCAGCUGUCAAAGCACCUCGUAUUCGUACGAAAAAUUUGGUUAGUAUUAUUUUCUGUGAAGCUGUUGCUAUUUAUGGAAUUAUUACAGCUAUUAUUAUGUUGAGUCAAGUUGGGUCUUACAAUCCUGCAGGAGCAAGUGAAAGUGUGAUACGUCAAGCGCAUCGAGCUGGUUAUGCAAUGUUUGCAGCUGGAUUAACUGUUGGUUUUUGUAAUCUUAUUUGUGGUGUAUGUGUUGGUAUGGUUGGUUCAGGUGCAGCAUUAGCCGAUGCUGCAAAUUCUGCAUUAUUUGUUAAAAUACUUGUAGUGGAGAUUUUCGGUAGUGCAAUUGGCUUAUUCGGAAUAAUUGUAGCUAUUCUUCAGAUUUCUGGCAAGAAAAUAUCUGAUAAAGGUUAAAAUUAUUGCAUAAAAUGGGCGACGAAAUAAAUAUCCUGUUGAGUUUUCAUUUUUAAAAACCUGGAUACCACUACUUAUGUAACCUUAGUUUUUCUCAUAUGCUACUGUUUCUUUUAGAAUUCAAUUGUUACUUACGUAUUGACUGUGUUGGUUAGCUGUCGGCUUUCUCUUUCUCUCUCUCUGUCUCUCACUCGUUUCUCUGUUUCAUUUGUUCUUAUGAUUGAUUGAUUGAUUAGUAGUUGAGAAAAGAAACAAUUGAUUCACUUAUAUAUGUAACUGAAGAAAUGAUGUUUGUUAUAAUUCUGGUCACAGUGUUAAAUUUGUAUCGUAAUUAUUUCUCGAACCUUUCAGAAGCCCAAGGUCAUAUGUAGCGCUCUAUAUAUAUAUACAUAUAUAUACAUAAUUCAAUAAUGCAUAAUAUUUAAUAUCACCACUAUUCUUAUAAUUAAAAAUUAACAAUUAACUAACUAGACAUGAUAAUUAUGUUUUCAACUUCAAUACUACUAUAAUACUUUGUUAUUCUUAUAUUCACAUUCCUGUCCAAGUUGUUUUGCUGAUUUCAUUGUGCGUCUCUGUGUGUGUGUGUGUGUAUGUGUGUAUGUAUUGAUUGAUCAAGUAAAUUUUUAUUCUUUAGUAA